CGCGGGAACCCCGGGUCCUGCUGGCUCCGGAGCCCGGGGAGGCGGGGCUGGGACCGACCCGCUGCCGGCGCCCCCGCCCGUCGGACACGGCUCCGGGAGUGGGGCGCCCCGCGCCGGGACACGCAACGGCCAGGGCGCCGAGGCGGUACCUUUAGCCGAGCAAUGAAGAGAGCCGGGGAGAACCCAUCGGAGCCGACCGAGACGUUUCCUGCGCCCGGGGUGGCCGCUGCCGCCGCGGCUGCUUGAAACUCCCCAAAGUUGAGAGCCAGCGAGAGGCUGCCGCCCGCCGGAGCAGAAGGGAAAGGAACUCGGAAGAUGCAGGAGUGACGGACCGAGACAGACAGACUCGCAGACCUUCCGAAGACACCACCGUUGGCGGCCUAUCGCCAGAGCCAGUGAGGAGGCUUUUCGGCUCUGUUCACUGGUGGGAGGCUGAGCUGGUGGAAAGGCGCCAGGAAGAGACUUGGAGGCGACCAUAAUGUCUUUACGUUUACACACGCUGCCCACCCUGCCUGGAGUUGUGAGACCGGGCUGCAGGGAGCUGCUGUGUUUGUUGGUGAUCACGGUGACCGUGAGCCGCGGCGCCUCCGGGGUGUGCCCCACCGCCUGCAUCUGUGCCACGGACAUCGUGAGCUGCACCAACAAAAACCUGUCCAAGGUGCCCGGGAACCUUUUCAGACUGAUUAAGAGGCUGGAUCUAAGCUAUAACAGGAUCGGGCUUCUGGAUGCUGAGUGGAUUCCAGUAUCAUUUGUGAAGCUGAACACCCUAAUUAUCCGUCAUAACAACAUCACCAGCAUUGCCACAGGCAGUUUCUCCACAACUCCAAAUUUGAAUUGUCUUGACUUAUCCUCCAAUAAGCUGAAGACGGUGAAAAGUGCAGUGUUCCAAGAGUUGAAGGUUCUGGAAGUGCUUCUGCUUUACAACAAUCACAUUUCCUAUCUCGAUCCUUCAGCUUUUGGAGGGCUCUCCCAGUUGCAAAAACUCUACUUAAGUGGAAACUUUCUUACCCAGUUUCCCAUGGAUUUGUAUGUUGGAAGGUUCAAGCUGGCAGAACUGAUGUUUCUAGAUGUUUCUUAUAACCAAAUCCCCUCCCUGCCAAUGCACCAUAUUAAUUUAGUACCAGGAAAACAGCUGAGAGGCAUCUACCUUCAUGGAAACCCAUUUGCCUGUAACUGUUCCCUUUAUUCAUUGCUGAUCUUUUGGUAUCGCAGGCACUUUAGCUCAGUAAUGGAUUUUAAGAAUGAUUAUACCUGUCGCCUGUGGUCUGACUCUAAGCACUCCCAUCAGGUGCUUCUGCUCCAGGAUAGCUUUAUGAAUUGCUCGGACAGCAUCAUCAAUGGCUCCUUCCAUGCACUUGGCUUUAUUCAUGAGGCUCAAGUUGGGGAAAGGCUGAUUGUCCCCUGUGACAGCAAGACUGGCAGUGCAAAUACCGAUUUCAUUUGGGUCAGUCCGGAUAACAGACUGCUGGAGCCCGAUAAAGAGCUGGAAAACUUUCACGUGUUUCACAAUGGAAGUCUGGUUAUAGAAAGUCCUCGUUUUGAGGACGCUGGAGUGUAUUCCUGUAUUGCCAUGAACAGGCAGCGCCUGUUAAAUGAGACUGUGGAUGUCACAAUCAACGUGAGCAAUUUCACCGUAAACAGAUCCCACGCCCAUGAGGCAUUUAACACAGCUUUCACCACCCUCGCAGCCUGCGUGGCCAGUAUCGUUUUGGUACUCUUGUACCUCUAUCUGACGCCGUGUCCCUGCAAGUGUAAAACCAAGAGACAGAAAAAUACUCUCAACCAAAGCAAUGCCCAUGCGUCUAUUCUCAAUCCCGGCCCUGCUAGCGACGCCCCCGCUGACGAACGGAAGGCAGGUGCCGCUAAAAGAGUGGUGUUUUUGGAACCCCUGAAGGAUCCCGCUGCAGGGCAGAAUGGGAAAGUCAGGCUCUUUCCCAGUGAACCGGUCAUAGCCGAGGGCAUCCUGAAGUCCACGAGAGUGAAAUCCGACUCCGAUUCGGUCAAUUCCGUGUUUUCAGACACACCCUUUGUGGCGUCCACUUAAUUUUGUGCCUGUCUCCAUAUGCUGUAGUAAUUCAAUUAUUCCAUACUUAACUUUCUGUGCAGUCUGCAAAAUAAACAGCAGGACAGAAAUGGUGUUGUUUUGUGUUUUGAAAUGCAACCAAAUGGCCUCUUUAAAUGGUUACUAGGAAAUGUGGUAAGGUGCACUUUGAUUCCUCAAUUUGCCAGAGAAAGAUGGGGUUGUUUUCCAAAGUUUAAGUCCUAGACAACACUUAGACUUUAGCGGCACUGAUAAUUUCGAAGCUGGUCUGGAGGUGACCUUGUCUUUUUGCUCAGGAUUCUUGAAAGAAAUAUUAAAUUUCAUGUAUUGGUGUUCCUUAAAAAGAGACUUUACUAGCUUCUUAGGACCAAAGUUAUUUUAAAGAAAAGCAUUAGCGUCCUAUUUCAUUUUUUAAAAGAUGUAGAAGGAAGAACCAAAAGGCACUUACAAAGCACAAAGUCAGUUUAGAUUUGGGAAUAAUUCAUCUAAUUUCAUCAUUCGAGACCGCAGUAAACAGACUACACUGAUAAGAUUUGCUGGAUAAUGCCACAUCCCAAAUGCUGUUAGAUAAAUAGUGCAAUAAAGGUACAUUUGUUUGACUGUCUUCUUUCCAUUCUGUACAUUUCUUAGCCUUGCACAAAAGAUCUUAUUGAAAGUUGAAAGUUAUUGUCAUUUGUUGCCAUAAAUAUGUAGGUGUCAGUACCAAAAUGAAUAACUUCUUAACCCUUUGUUCUAGCUGACUAAUAUUUGUUCAUAUGCUCGUGUAUAUGUAAAUCAAAUUAUAUGAACUAUUAAAUAGAUCCUACUGUAUUGUGCUUUGGACAUUUGAAUUAAUGUAAAUACAUGUAUUCUGUGACUUGAUGUUCUGUUUUAUUUGGCUAUUUAAAAACAUAAAUCUAAGAUGUUUUAUGUGGUCAGAUUGUUCUGCUUUGUCUAAAGCACCCUCUCUAGCAAGCAUCUCUCUAGAUUUUUUGGAGUUACAACAUAGAGUUCAUCUUGUCAAAGAGGGUGAAAGGCUCUAAAGUGUUCUACCCAAUUUAUGCCUUCUCUAUGACACUUUACUCUGAUGUCAUUAUGUACUUCAGCCAGGUGUGGAAGACACCUAAGCCCCAAUUCUGUAGCACACUGAGAGCCCAGGCGACCUCCUCUUUGUUCCCAUGUCUGCUGUGAGGUGAUCAAGUACUCCUUCUGGACCUGAUUCCCUCAGCUAUAAAAUGAAGAUUGCAGGCAAGGUGAUGUUUUAGGUUCCUCCCCACGCUGGAAGUGAUGAUGUCCGGGUGGCCUUGUCUCCACCACAGACUUGUACGGGCUCUCGGAAACUGUCCCACAUACCGAUGGAACACAGGAGUGGGGUUGUUAGCCUCGCCUAGUGCUGCAUAGCCCUAAGGGACUUUUUGAACUGUCAAGUCCACCUCCUUCUCUUUCUCAGGGACAAAUGAAGCCCAGAGAAGAUUGUGGGUUAUGUAAGACCACACAGUGAAUUAGUGACCAGGAGGGAAGGACAGCUCAGGUACAGAUUCUUCCUGGCAAAGACAAGGGAGUCAAAGAAUGGGCAUGGAGAAAGAGCCAAAGAAUGAGACAAAAGAGUGGUCAGAAAGUGGCAAAGGAGAAUCAGGGCUGUGUUGUCCCUGGGGCUAAGAGAAAAGAGAAUUUGCAAAAGAUGGAAAUGGGGCAACAGUGACAAAAACACAGAGACGGACAUGACGAGGUGAGACUGACUAACAGUGGUGGUUUGGGGGAAACAGUGGACAUUUGGGGACAGCUCUGUAAGUGCCAAGCCAGGCCUCCUGUGGCAGACGCUGGUUAGCAGGGGGUUGAGGAGUGAGUUGCCCCCACAGAGUAGGAUGCAGAGCCACUACUCAGGAGCACUGAAAAUUCUUUGUUGCGGUGUGAAAAAAUUGCCACCUCUGCCUUUAAAACAUAAACAUCACCAGUUAGAUAAGAUCCUUUAGACCCAAAGCUGUUACAGGCAAACGUUUUAUUCCUGUUCCUGCCAUUUAAUUAAUUAGGAAGAAUUCUGUGAUUUGUAUGACCUUUGAAGUGCUCCCUCUUUCUUCAUACUUGGGGAAACUCACUAAAAGAUGCUGUGAUUUGUUCAGCUUCACAUAGCAAGUCUGGACACAAGGAAAAACUCUCGAACCACCGAUGCUCUCCGGCAAUGGGCAGGGCUGCCUCCAGGGGCCAUGAUUACCUUGACUUUGAGUGUGCCAAAGAGCAGGGCCAUGCACUGGCAGGGAAGUUACAGAGAGGGUCUCUGAAGUGCACCCUUUCUGGACAGGAUCCUUAGGGUCCCUCAGCCCUCAAAACCCUUGAUGCUAGGAAACCUGUGUUGCUUUUGGCACAAUAACAUGGACAGUGCUUGGAGGAGGGAGUUUGUGGAGCCUGAUCUUGGCUGGUCCUAGUAUAUUUUGGGUAAAUGAAGGAUGAGCUGAGAUUGAAAUUAACGUAUGCAUAAUCACAAUGAAAACAAACAAAAUCCUGAAUACUGAAAAGCAAAGCUGUAUUUUGAACAAAAGGAGGAUGGCAUGGUGGUGAAAAAGCAUGGAACUGAAUGUUACCAUGUGGAAUUCUAAGUUCUUAGGUAUAUCUUUUUUUUUUUUUUUUUGGUAGCAGCCUGAUCACAUGUAUUUUAAAUAUAGGAACAGAACUAAUUUGUAACUUAAAUUUGUCCCACUCAAAAAUUUUAUAUAAUUUUCCUUCCAAGUAAUAAUCUGGAUUAUGUAACUAGGUUAUUCUUUUAAGAUACUUAAUAUUUUUUAUUAUAGGGUUGUGAGAGAAGUGGAUACACAUUGGAGAAAUAAAGCAAAGAUCAAAGAUGUGAAA
This is a messenger RNA of Zalophus californianus (California sea lion), 4864 nucleotides long. It is a transcript of the gene AMIGO2, whose product is annotated as adhesion molecule with Ig like domain 2. The coding region runs from base 479 to 2044 and encodes 521 amino acids. Gene Ontology annotation, molecular function: protein binding. The record is from RefSeq and is a predicted model, not a curated record. NCBI's taxonomy places the organism in Eukaryota, Metazoa, Chordata, Mammalia, Carnivora, Otariidae. Gene Ontology annotation, biological process: brain development. The transcript has 2 exons.